AUGGCGGAGCGGAGCUGCGGAGGCUGUAUAGUCUAAACGACUGGAGGUUUAUUGACACCACUAGCUCCAAAGUCGUUCGUGGACGGGACCAGCGGGUUUGGACAACACUGCCGUGUAGCAGGACAAGCUUCAACUCGGACUUGGCGGACAUUUUCACUUAUUAUUUUACGUGUAAACGAGACGCCAGAGCCUAGUAAGGAGCGACGAAAACAAGUCAUGAACGGGGACAUUGUAUGCAAUUCAGUCACCAUCGUAAACCACAGCAAGUCCACACAACCAGGUCAGGAUGAAAUGACGAUCAAGCUGACACAGGAAGGGAGGUGCCCUCCAGUAAACUCGCAGCAAAAUGAUGUCCAGAGGCAGGGAGAAGGUUGCAGAACAAAUAUCAUCACCACUACCACUACCACCACCACCACCACCACUACGCCAAAAGACUCAAAGAGCCCGUGUUCGCCCUGCUGGUCAGAUGAACAACAGCUGUCACCUCCGCAGCUCCUUUGCCCUCAGACCUGCCUACGUUCACCAACCGAGCCCUCCCUGCCACUGAGUAACGGCCGGUGUCACAGUCUCCUCUUCACUGGCAACAGCAGCACUCUUCAUCGCCACCAGAGGAGAAAAAUGCGGCCCAAGGUCGAGGGAAAGAAAAUGGCUCAAAGAAUUGCAGCUGGGAAAAAUUCCCAAAACCGAAAAGUUACCGACUAUUAUCCAAUCAGACGAAGCUCAAGAAAAAGUGAAACGGCUCUAAAGUGUGAAGAAAAGAAGCAGAUAGACGACCUGAUCACAAACGGAAUAGAGGAGGGAAUGGAGGUGCAGCACAUGGAAGGAAAGGGGAGAGCAGUGUUUGCCACGCGGUGUUUCCAGAAAGGCGAGUAUGUGGUGGAAUACCACGGAGACCUGCUGCAGAUCACCGAUGCCAAAAAGAGGGAGGCUGAAUAUGCUCAGAACCCUGCCACAGGCUGCUACAUGUACUACUUCCAGUACCUCUGCAAAACAUACUGCGUGGAUGCCACAAAAGAGUCUGGUCGAAUGGGUCGCUUAAUAAACCACAGUAAAAUCGGAAACUGCCAAACCAAACUCCACGACAUCAACGGCGUCCCUCACCUCAUCCUCGUCGCCUCUCGAGACAUCGACAAGGGCGAGGAGUUGCUGUACGACUAUGGCGACCGCAGCAAAGCCUCCAUCGCAGCUCACCCGUGGCUCAAGUACUGACUGAGGGGACCUCAAUAACAAACAAACAAACAAACAAACAAACCAACACACAGGGAAACAUUCAGUAACUUUUGUGUUUCUCAUCUGCUAGUGUACAAAAUGCCUUAGAAACAGAACGUGUACCCCCUUUUCUUCCAUUGUGAAAGAAGCUGGAUGGGUUUAGUAGCUGUUAAUGGAAGUGGGGUUUUGAUCAUGUUUGGACUGAGGGCAGGCGACAUCGGUAGUUUUAUUUAUACAUGUACAUGAAGCGUUCUAGUUGUUUUGCAGCACAUUUAUUUUGUACAUUUUUGUAUUUCCUAUAGACCAAUGCUUCUCCAGCGUGUAGGUGGUAGUCGAGGCUCUGCAUUUUUAUACCGCUUUUUUCUUAAUUCAUGGUUAGAUAAUUAGCAAUACUUCUACGUCUGGCCCCACAGAGACUUUGAAUCUAAUGCAAAUUACAAACCCCUUUUUUAAAAACACAUAUUGUGUCAGAGUGGGAUUUAAUUCCAGCCAUUAAACUCACCCAGUCGACCAUCACCGUUUAGUGAGAGUGUAACAGUUUAUCACACUCCUGAUAUUCAAGAGGCAAUUUUGGUACUUACACUAUUUGACACAGGGUUAGAGCAUUACAAAUUUUUUUAAAGUGUGAAAUAAUUGUUCAAGGGACUGAACACAGGAAUGAUUUCAUGCCUUUUUAUCACGCUUUUAUCACUAUAAUGUACCGACACGGCACGGCUCAACUACGCGGUUUGGUUAGUUUUCUAUUACGUCAUAGUACCUCCUAAACGUGGGUGAAGUCAUCAUAGCACGGCACAAACUAGUGACUUGUAAAGCAUUUCUUUUCAGUGUAACUGGAUCAUUAGACUCACUCAAUUGAAAGCAUUAGUUCAGUACUUCCUGCAUGACCGUAGCACACAGUCACUGAACUGUGAUGCGGCUCACCGCUCAUGAUAGCGGACCUUGGCAGUGCUGUUGCUAAAUACACCAGACUUCCGCUGUUAAAUGUUGAAAUUGUUGACAUUUCCGUCUUCAGGAUUUGUAAGUCUUUUUUACCUCGUCUACAGUUCAGCAUUGUUUGGUUUGAUUGUUAUGUCGGACGUCGUGCUCAUGACUCUUCCAGACUAUUGCUAAUGGGAAAGCAAAAAAAAAAAAAAGAAGAGUAGCACCGGGCCGAGUCGUGCCAGGGUUGGGUAGUGGAAAAGCACCAUUUGUCUUAAGCAUGUAGUAUUUUUUUAAUAUUUAAGCUGCAUAUUCACGGUGGCCCAGAACACUCAACACGACUGCAAAAGCCGCAGUGGAAGUCACCAGUUUACGUCUCGGUUUCCGGGGCAGUGCAGCUUUACUUAUUGGGAAGCAGAGAAACAUGCUGAAUGGAAGACCAAGGGUACGGGCACUUAAUGGCACACAGUACACGGUAAAAGUACUUCACAGUACUUAUGCAUGAAGUGCACAACGUACUUUGUCCAAUAAAACUGAAAGCAUAAACCGCUGUUAUUUUCAGUUCCAUAAAAUAAGACAUUCAUUCAUCCCAUAUGGGGAAACGUUCAGUGUUACAGCAGGCAAAAAUCACAAGGUACAAAUAGACGUAAGGUAAGGAAAUAAGAGUAUUAAGCUAAGGACUAUAGCUCCAUUAAUCACAACCAUAAUGUAUCAUUCUUUGGACAGAUGGCUUAUCUUUUUUUCUUUUCAGUACGUUGUGUUUGUUUUUGAAAAGACUUUAUUUUGGAAAGCAGAUUGAAAUAAAUGUACCGUAAAAGAAGGAACAUGGGCGCACUUCACGCUUAGGUACGGCUGAUUAGACCACGGAAACCCAAAUUACCGCAGUUGUAAGUGCCAACACACAAAUUAAACUUAAGAAGUGCCGGUACUACGUUACGGACAUUAAUGGCCCACUUCUGCUGCACUGCUUCUUAGUUUUCCAUUCAGCUCGUUCCUCUGCUGCCUGAAGGUAAAGCUGCACACUGUUUUGAGUCUUCUGAGCCACCGUACAUUUAAAUUAUGAAGUGCAGGUAGUUUUUAUGAUUUCUUAUGUUUCCUUAAAGGCAAAUGUUUAUGACAGUUUAUUAUGAAUUAAUGAUUUACUGAAUUUAUACUGGCUUGUGAUUAUCCAGUCAGUGUGCUCCACGGUCCUUUUUUUUUAUUUCACUUGCAUACAGAUUUUUCAGGUGGUCACAGUCUCUGUAUGACUGUGCUGUGUAAAUAUAUUUAUUUCCUUGUGAGGGGUGAGUUGAAGAGAGGUUUGACUUUCAGUUCAGUUUAAGACUAAUUUACAGAAACACACAACCUUCCUGUUGUGUUUGUGGCUGAGUUAGCGAAUAUGAAGCUAAAGAGCAGAUGAACAAUAGAAACACAAAACCAAUAACCAAUGUAAUGUAAACUUAACCUAAAUUGCUACGACCAGAUACAUUGAAUAGGAAAAAAAUAUGCUCAGUAUUCACCAUAUCAGGUGCACAUGUGAUUGUCAGAGCAGCUCACCCAUAGCUUCUAUCUUUAUGAAGGCAGCAGUGUUUGAACUCCAAUAUCUGGAGGUCUGAUGAAUGAACUAUUUUCUUUUUUAUCUUGUUUUAAUAACUUUAAAGAUUGGAACUAACAUACCCCAGGAGUGUUGUUGCAGCUACAGUACAGUGUCAUUUUCUAAGCUUCAAAAAUCGAACUCCUCAGUGUUGUUGUUGUGGUUGCAGUGGUAUUGACAUGGCGUCUGACAAAAUGGCCUCCAGCAGUGAUUGAGGGAACAACAGCCACUUUUAGCCACUUCACAAUAAUACAUUUGACACCUUCCCUGCUUUAUCUCAUCGCUGGACACACUUUUACAACUGGUUAUUGAAGUUUGUCAGUCACACUUAUGGUCUGUACAUACUCAUAUGAUGUAGUUCUUUUCUUGCAACCCUGGGAGAGAGAACAAAUAUCUGUCCUGCACCAAAACCCAUAGAAAAAAACAGUGUUUUUAGCUUGUGGGUUUGCUGGUCUGCUGCUGUCUCAUUUUGUACGUUCGUGUCAAUUAUGGUAAUCUUGACUGAGGAUUUUAAACCCCAAAGUCAAAAAAUAACACAUUUGAACUUUGUGGUGGAGGCAGCAGCGGAUUCACAACUCGGAUCCUCCUGGGAUGUUAAAACUCUGCUCUUCUCUAUGGACUUUGGUGUGAGGAGUGAGCAGUUUACAAACGUGAGUUUCCAGUCUGAGUCAUGUUUUUCUCAUUUAAUUCUCCACAACAAAGCAUAAUAAUGUCAUGUUAUUCCUGUGAAAUGAAACGGGCCAAAGCUAAACCACAUGCGACUCUUGAAUAUGUCGCACAUGUAGCCAUGUGUGCGGUAAACUGGUCCACGCCCCUCGCUUUGCUGUAUCAUUAAUGUUUUCUUUCUGUUCACGCAGAUAUUUCAUGUCAACAUUUUAUUUAUUUGUAAUUUAGUUUUAUUUAACAGCUGAACUGCCAACAUGUCACUUUUCAUACUUUGUUGUUAGUAGCCUUUUCACCUUUUGUUUAUCUGUAUGUAGCCAGACGGUCCAAGCGCUCUCACCUACUUCCUUUUAAAAAGGUUUUUAAACUCUUUUACUUGAUUUAUUUAAUUUUUCCAAAAAUCGCUGAACAUUUUUUGCUUGAAAAAUUCCUUGAUAUGAAUGAAAUAGGGAAAAAAAUGUCCCAAUUAAUUAAACAGUAAUACUAGAGAAUCUUAGUGUUAUUAACAGUGUUCUACCUUGAAUAAUCUUGCUACACUGAAUAUAUAAUUUAUCUCACCACAGGAAAAUGGUGACAAGCGUGCUGCACAGGUAGCAGGCAAAUCCUCUGUCCUCUGUCUGUUAUGUCAACUGGGACAGGGAGGACAAAUGAAAUGAAAAGACCCCAAACAAACAACGUGCUGGUUCUUAAAUAUCAUAAAACGACCUAUUAGAAUAGUUUUUAUCUGACAAAACGGAAGUGGUGCACUUGUUGGGAUUUAUUUUCAGUGGUGGGUGAAUUCACAUGUGGUGGUGGUGUUAGUAUUUGAGGUUAGAGGACAGAAAUGGAGUUUUAUCACAUAAACACAUGUGUUGAUGGCUCAGGUCAUUGCUAAUAGUGGUCUUUUCAUGGGGUUUGUUUAGUCAAAACCUAUAGAAUAUCCCACAUGUCACUUGAUUUUCUUUUCUGCCUUCCCUUAGUGAACACAUGAUGUGAAUCUUGAUGACAAUGUGAUUUAUUAUUAUUAUUAUUAUUAUUAUUACUGUUGGUGUUAUUUUGGGGGGUGAUUCUGAGACUCUGUCUUAAGAUAAACAUUUAGUGACGUGCUUAUUUACCUUCUUACAGAGAGUGGAUGACAAAAUCAUUUCUAAGUUUCUGUUAUUUUGUAGCAGCGUUUGUUUCAAAUCUAUGCUAACUCGACCAAACCUAAAUCAUCCUCUUUUCAUACCUAUCGGACACCAAAUGGCGACGGCGGGUCACAAGUUUCCCAAGUUUCUUCAGAUGACUAUUGAACUUUAAGGAUUCUUUUGAUGUUAUCGUGUCAGUGUUGAUACAAAGAGCCCACACGAGACAUGAAAACACCGAUUCUGACCUUUCAUCUCAACACUUCCUCUGUCACCUCCAACGGUAGCAUCGUGUUAGAAAGUGUGAAAUGUUUUCAUACGAGCCUUUCUUUAACCAACGUUUCAUUUUUUCUUAAUGUAGAACUAAUGCAAUAAUAACUGGGAGGCCAAACUGACCUGUUGGCCGUUUUAGGAUGUAAUAAAUAGAUCUUUGCUGUUGUAGCGUUGAAUAAAUCUUAAUGCUGGGGUUUAGGCAUCGAUGAAUAAAGAUGUAUUAUGCAAAUGAA
Molecule: messenger RNA, 5972 nt
Organism: Solea senegalensis (Senegalese sole)
Lineage: Eukaryota; Metazoa; Chordata; Actinopteri; Pleuronectiformes; Soleidae
Gene: kmt5aa
Product: lysine methyltransferase 5Aa
Exons: 7
Coding region: 217-1209 (330 amino acids)
Molecular function (GO): protein binding; histone H4K20 methyltransferase activity
Source: RefSeq, a predicted model, not a curated record